AUGGCUGUCCGAGCUCAACAUGACAGACUGCAGUCCUCCACCCGCCUCGACAUCGUAACCACCAUGCUUGGCCCACGAAGGAGUGCUGGCGAUGUGUCGAAGCAGAAUGCCAGGAUGUUUGGUCUGCGGCACGAUAGUCUGCUUUCGAGCGUGGACGAUCGGCAUAGUCGACGCUUAGCAGAACAAGCUCCUGUGCGCCACGAUAUAACUCCGAGGACUAGCAGAAAACCAGUUGCACCAUCUGGCCGUUAUGGAGUUUCAGCGCGAGAGAAAGAGCUGCCCCCAAUGCCUUCCGCCGCGGUCGAGCAGCAGCAAAAUGCAAGCACGCCGCCCACAACAAAGGCAUGCUCGCCACGUUCCAGCCCUCCCUCGAAGCUCACACUGCACAGCUCGAAUGGCUUCACAGCACUUCCAAGCCCAGAUUUGAAACAGCGAAUAUGUGACACUCGUGCAAACAGUACCGCCACGCUUAUACAGGUACCACUCGAUAGCCGGGAGCCGAUUUCACCGACACCCACCACUCCUUGGACCAUGGGCAACAAACCAUCGAGCAUCGGCGGCGGCAGUCCGACACCUGACGACGAGUCCAAUCACAGUGUUAUCCGUACUCACACCAGGCGUGGCUCCAAACAGCAUGUGUCGCGGAAGGGCUCGUUCGGAAACGUCUUCAAGCGCAUCGACAGCAAGAGCCCACUGCCCCGCGAUGUCACGAACAGUGUCAUGUCCAUCUUGCAUCCGAGCGGCACCCACAAGAAGACCGACAGCUGCGCGUUAGAAGACGAUGCCGCCGACGAGAGCGCGCCUGCCAACCCGUUCCUGGACCAGCCGGAACACCACGAUACCCGGUACCCUGACAGCUCGAAGGUGAACUCGACGUCGACCACGACCAUGACGGAGAGCAAAGCAGAGUUACCCCUGAGUGCUGGGACCACGAUCCGCCACCAUAGGUCUGAAGAUCGAUUACACUCAAGCAGGUCUCAACUCGAUGGAGCGGACGACACCAAGGACCUGCCACCUCUUCCACCUUCGGAGGAUGAAGUGCUAUCGCCAACACUGCCUGCACCUUCACCUUUGCCGGAAGACAGCCCGCACAAGUAUGGCCUGAGAGAUAAGAUUGACACGCCAGAACCACCGAAAGAGGCUGUUCAGGAACUCUCCGUCGCGAAGAUGCGACGGAAAAGCAGUGGUCUGGAAAUCUUCAACGAGGCAAAAAGCUUGCAGUCUGCACAGUCGUUCCUCAACGGUCUCAGCACAGCUCGAAGACGAGCCGAGUCUCAGAUUGAAAUGAGGACCACCGAUAUGACCGACUCGGCAUAUACCACCACCACAAGUGGCACAACAAGACCGGCCUCGUCACAUCCAUCCUCGUCACACGCGCGAUCAAAGUACAAGGACAGCGAUGGUCGUCGGGAAGGGAAGCAAAUCAAGUCAUCAGGCUUUGCGUAUUGUCGCCCACUGACCCUCGCCCAAACCAAAUGUUGGCGUGGGCACAACAAGCUGCUACCAAGUCGGAACAAACACGCUCCUGUCGAAUGUGCAGUAUGUCACAUUGACCACGAUGGAGAUCACUUCAGCUGCUCCUGGUGUGCGAUUAGGAUGUGCAUAUACUGUCGCAAGGACUUUGCUGCUCGUGGCAUGGUGGCGCUGAAGGAGCGUAUACGCAAGGCUGAGCUUGGUGAUGCCGAGGACUCCGCGACAAGCUCGAGUGAAAGCCUGCCGGUGCUGAUGGUCACUCCCAGCACAAGCUUCGAAUAG
This is a messenger RNA of Fulvia fulva, 1755 nucleotides long. RefSeq lists its product as uncharacterized. Lineage: Eukaryota; Fungi; Ascomycota; Dothideomycetes; Mycosphaerellales; Mycosphaerellaceae. The coding region runs from base 1 to 1755 and encodes 584 amino acids. The transcript is spliced from 3 exons. The record is from RefSeq and is a predicted model, not a curated record.